Molecule: messenger RNA, 1527 nt
Organism: Penicillium nucicola
Lineage: Eukaryota; Fungi; Ascomycota; Eurotiomycetes; Eurotiales; Aspergillaceae
Gene: hexA
Product: putative Woronin body protein HexA
Exons: 2
Biological process (GO): positive regulation of translational elongation
Molecular function (GO): RNA binding; translation elongation factor activity; ribosome binding
Source: RefSeq, a predicted model, not a curated record
UUUCGAGUUGUUUCGCGACAGUUCGAAAGGCAUUCGAGAAAAGACCUCAAGUCCGGCAAUCUGGACUUUGACGCCCGCGUUCCCAUCCCCUUCAGUGUCUUCCCGUCGUCGUACCGGAGUGACGCUGUCUCUGAAACUACUCAGACGCGAGUAGAGGGAGAAGUCAAUUUCGAACGUCCUUCGCACGUCGAACGGGAAGAUACUCAGGGUCCUGCUCCCCUUCCCGCUCCUCGUAUUCAAGGAAAGGAAGAGUUCGUUAUCAAGGAAGAGCGCCAGUCUCAAUUCCAGCAACGUCCUCAGUUCCAGGAAGAGCGCCAAUCGCAAUUCCAGCCACGUCCUCAGUUCCAGGAAGAGCACCCUCAGUUCCAAGAGCGUACUCAAUACCAGGAACGUCCUCAGUACCAAGAGCAGUACCCCGAGCGUGUUCAGUACGAAGACCGCGCCCAAGCCCCUCGUCAGGACUACUAUCAGCAAACUCCCGAGUUCCAAGCCCCGCUUGAGGUCUCUCGCACUAGCUACCCCAACUAUCAACAGUCCUAUUACCAGGACCGUACCCAAGUCUACGACAAGGUCAAGGAUAACCAACUCGACCUAACUGAACGUGACAUCCGUCGCAGCUUCGCUUCUGAUCGUGCCCCUGUGUACGAGUCCCUCCCCGUCGGUUCCUACACUUCUCAACGUGAAGGCUCCGCCUACGGUCUGCCCACUGCUGUCUACGACCGGCCCCGCCAGUCCCAGUCAGAAGAGUACCAGUCCCAGUCCCAGGACUACCAAUCCCAGGACAACUACACUCGUGAGGCCCAGCCUUCCCGAUCCCGUUACUCUUCUUCGUCUUCGGCUCCCACCGAAGUCAAGGUUUCCAAGUCCUCCGUAAAGACUACCACCCCAGCCUCCAAGAUGGGUUACUACGACGACGAUGGUCAGUACCAUUCCUUCCGCCGUGGCGUUCAGCGCGCGGCGGAUCACAUCCUGCACCCCCAUCAUCACCACCACCAUGAGCGCGAGGAAACUUACGCUAGCGAAGAACCUGCCCCCCAGGCUGCUGUCCGUAUUGUUGAGCCCCGCAACCGCGGCAACGCUGGCGAGACCGUCCCGAUCCCUUGCCACUUCAUCCGCAUCGGCGACAUCCUCAUCCUCCAGGGUCGCCCCUGCCAGGUCAUCCGCAUCUCGGUUUCCCCCCAGACCGGCCAGCACCGCUACCUCGGUGUCGACCUCUUCACUCGCAAGUUGCAGGAGGAGUCUAGCUUCGUCGCCAACCCCUCUCCCUCCGUUGUCGUCCAGACCAUGCUCGGCCCCGUCUUCAAGACCUACCGCAUCCUGGACCUCCGUGAUGACAACCGCCUCGUCGCCAUGACCGAGUCCGGCGAUGUCAAGCAGGGUCUCGAUGUCAUCACCCAGGGUGGCCUCUUCAAGCGCAUCAGCGAUGCCUUUGCUGACGGCCGUGGCUCCGUCCGCGCCCUCGUCAUCAACGACGGUGGCCGCGAGCUCGUCGUCGACUACAAGGUCAUCCACGGCUCCCGCCUGUAA